Malania oleifera is the source of this 1137-nucleotide messenger RNA. RefSeq lists its product as uncharacterized. Gene Ontology annotation, molecular function: RNA-DNA hybrid ribonuclease activity; nucleic acid binding. Lineage: Eukaryota; Viridiplantae; Streptophyta; Magnoliopsida; Santalales; Ximeniaceae. Bases 1 to 1137 code for a protein of 378 amino acids. The record is from RefSeq and is a predicted model, not a curated record. The transcript has 2 exons.
AUGGGUUGCGUAUUGGGCCAGCAUGAUGAGACUGGGAAGAAAGAAAGGGCCAUUUAUUACCUUAGUAAGAAGUUCACAGAUUAUGAGUCUAAGUACUCUGAUCUGGAAAAAACAUGUUGCGCUUUGGUAUGGACGGUCAGUAGGCUGAGGCAAUACACCUUGUAUUACUCCACCUGGCUGAUCUCCAAAAUGGACCCAAUCAAGUACGUGUUUGAAAAGCCCGCAGUAACUGGACGAGUAGUACGAUGGCAGAUGUUGUUGACGGAAUAUGAUAUUUCUUAUGUCACCAGGAAAGCUAUCAAAGGUAGUGUCAUUGCCGAAUACCUAGCUGAAAGAGCCGUGGAGGAUUACCAACCUAUGGAGUUCGAAUUCCCAGACCACGAUAUAGACUCCCUAACCCAAGAGGAAGAAGACUUCGAAGAAUGGAGGAUGUUGUUUGAUGGGGCAUUCAAUGUUUGGGGACAUGGGAUAGGCGCAGUGCUCAUAUCACCAGAUGGGAAACAUUAUCCGAUGACCGCUUUAGAUCGGGGUGUCAAGAGAAUAAUAGUAAGAGGAGACUCGGCCUUAGUCAUCCACCAGCUAACCAGAGAAUGGGAAACUCGUGAUUCCAAGUUGGUACCGUAUCGAGAGUACAUUCAAAAGAUGAUAGAAGGGUUUGACAGUAUCAGUUUCUCUCACACGCCAAGAGAAAACAAUGUAAUGUCUGAUGCACUAGUCACACUGGCAGCUUUAUUCAAUGUAGAAGAAGGGGUGAAGAUCGAAGCUAUUCAUAUCAGAGUACAACCCGAACCUACCCACUGCACGGUGAUAGAGGAGGCCGACGGAAAACCGUGGUUUUAUGAUAUCAAAACCUACAUCCAGAAAAAUGAGUAUCCCGAAGGGGCAUCCAGUAACGAUCGGAGGACUAUUAGAAGGUUGGCCAUGGGUUUCUUCUUAGAUGGUGAAGUUUUGUACAAAAGAAAUCAUAACAUGACCCUUCUACGGUAUGUAGAGGCACAAGAAGCUCGACAAGUCAUGCGUGAGGUUCACGAGGGAGUCUACGGUACCCAUGCUGGAAGCCACUCAUUGGCAUUAAAAAUACUUAGGAGCGGGUAUUAUUGGAUGACCAUGGAGAGAGAUUGCAUUGACUACGCCUGA